AUGUCUGUGCACGCUGCAACAAACCCAAUCAAUAAGCAUGUAGUUCUAAUUGACAACUACGAUUCUUUUACCUGGAACGUGUACGAGUACUUGUGCCAAGAGGGUGCUAAAGUGAGCGUCUACCGUAACGAUGCAAUCACAGUUCCCGAAAUUGCUGCUUUGAAUCCCGACACAUUGCUUAUCUCGCCCGGACCAGGUCACCCAAAGACAGAUUCUGGUAUUUCAAGAGACUGCAUCCGGUACUUUACCGGGAAAAUUCCUGUAUUUGGGAUCUGUAUGGGCCAGCAAUGUAUGUUUGACGUCUUUGGUGGUGAAGUUGCCUACGCUGGUGAGAUUGUCCACGGUAAAACGUCCCCCAUCUCUCACGACAACUGUGGGUUUUUCAAGAAUGUGCCGCAAGGUAUUGCUGUGACCAGAUACCAUUCUUUGGCCGGGACGGAAUCAUCUCUGCCAUCUUGCUUGAAGGUUACCGCCAGCACCGAAAAUGGCAUUAUUAUGGGUGUGAGACACAAGAAGUACACUGUAGAAGGUGUGCAAUUUCAUCCGGAAUCCAUAUUGACUGAAGAAGGCCAUCUUAUGAUCAGGAACAUUCUAAACGUUAGUGGAGGCACCUGGGAGGAAAACAAAUUGUCACCUUCAAAUUCUAUUUUGGACCGUAUCUAUGCUCAGCGUAAAAUAGACGUGAAUGAGCAGUCUAAAAUCCCAGGUUUCACCUUUCAAGACUUGCAAUGCAACUAUGAUUUAGGUCUUGCUCCACCAGUGCAGGAUUUCUACGCUGUAUUGUCAUCAACCCAUAAGAGAGCUGCCGUUCUUGCUGAAGUGAAGCGUGCGUCUCCUUCGAAAGGACCUAUCUGCUUAAAAGCCGUUGCUGCUGAACAGGCUCUCAAAUACGCAGAGGCUGGGGCCUCCGCCAUUUCCGUUUUGACUGAACCUCAUUGGUUUCACGGGUCUUUACAGGAUUUAGUGAAUGUGAGAAAAAUCCUAGAUCUGAAAUUCCCUCUCAAGGAGAGACCUUGUAUUUUAAGAAAAGAAUUUAUCUUCAGCAAGUAUCAAAUACUAGAAGCAAGAUUAGCCGGGGCUGACACCGUCCUCCUUAUAGUUAAGAUGCUAUCUCAACCCUUAUUGAAGGAGCUAUACUGCUACAGUAAAGAAUUGAACAUGGAGCCGCUCGUUGAGGUAAACUCCAAAGAGGAACUACAAAGAGCUUUAGAGAUUGGUGCUAAAGUUAUAGGUGUCAAUAAUAGGGAUCUACACUCAUUCAACGUAGACCUGAAUACCACUAGUAACUUGGUGGAAUCUACUCCAAAGGACGUUCUUUUAAUUGCUCUAUCGGGAAUUACCACAAGGGAAGAUGCAGAAAAAUAUAAAAAAGAAGGAGUCCAUGGAUUUUUAGUGGGCGAAGCCUUAAUGAAAUCAACCGAUGUGAAGAAGUUCAUUCACGAAUUAUGCGAAUGA
This is a messenger RNA of Saccharomyces paradoxus, 1455 nucleotides long. RefSeq names its product bifunctional anthranilate synthase/indole-3-glycerol-phosphate synthase (gene TRP3). The transcript has a single exon. NCBI's taxonomy places the organism in Eukaryota, Fungi, Ascomycota, Saccharomycetes, Saccharomycetales, Saccharomycetaceae. Bases 1 to 1455 code for a protein of 484 amino acids. Gene Ontology annotation, cellular component: cytosol. Gene Ontology annotation, biological process: L-tryptophan biosynthetic process. The record is from RefSeq and is a predicted model, not a curated record. Gene Ontology annotation, molecular function: indole-3-glycerol-phosphate synthase activity.